Molecule: messenger RNA, 9115 nt
Organism: Piliocolobus tephrosceles (Ugandan red Colobus)
Lineage: Eukaryota; Metazoa; Chordata; Mammalia; Primates; Cercopithecidae
Gene: SNX13
Product: sorting nexin 13
Exons: 27
Coding region: 218-2953 (911 amino acids)
Biological process (GO): positive regulation of GTPase activity
Cellular component (GO): early endosome
Molecular function (GO): phosphatidylinositol binding
Source: RefSeq, a predicted model, not a curated record
CAGCGAGACGCGGACGUCGCUCUUCCAAGAUGGCGGCGCGUCCGUCGCAAGCGACCGGGCCGGGGGGAAGCCAGCGAAGCCGAGUAAAGCCGCCGCCCGGGAGAGGACUGAACGAGCAGUUGCCGCCGUUGGCGGCGGCCCGAGCAGUUUUCGCUGCUGCUACGGCUGUUGCCAUGAGGCGAGGCUAGGGAGGACCUCACUUCCCCGGGGUGUAAUAAUGCUAACUGAGACCAGUCUAUCCAUAUGGGGAUGGGGAAGCCUUGGCAUUGUCCUUUUUCUGAUAACCUUUGGACCCUUUGUAAUAUUUUAUUUGACAUUUUAUAUCCUCUGCUUUGUGGGUGGGGGUUUAGUGGUUACUCUCCUGUUUGGAAAAACAAACUCAGAGAAAUACCUAGAACAGUCUGAACACUCAUUUCUUCCUCCAACAUCAGCUGGGGUUCCUAAGUGCUUAGAAGAAAUGAAACGGGAAGCCAGGACUAUUAAGAUUGAUAGAAGAUUGACGGGUGCCAAUAUAAUUGAUGAACCUCUCCAGCAAGUUAUCCAGUUUUCCUUGAGAGAUUAUGUCCAGUAUUGGUAUUAUACACUAAGCGAUGAUGAAUCUUUUCUUCUUGAAAUUAGGCAGACUCUUCAAAAUGCGCUCAUUCAGUUUGCUACUAGGUCAAAAGAAAUAGACUGGCAACCUUAUUUUACUACACGCAUUGUAGAUGAUUUUGGCACACACUUACGAGUAUUCAGAAAGGCUCAACAGAAAAUAACAGAGAAAGAUGAUCAAGUAAAAGGUACAGCAGAAGAUCUUGUAGAUACCUUCUUUGAAGUUGAAGUUGAAAUGGAGAAGGAAGUUUGCCGUGAUCUAGUGUGUACUUCCCCCAAAGAUGAAGAAGGAUUCCUAAGGGAUUUGUGUGAGGUCUUAUUAUAUUUAUUGCUACCUCCUGGAGAUUUCCAGAACAAGAUCAUGCGAUACUUUGUCAGGGAAAUCCUUGCACGAGGAAUUCUUCUUCCAUUAAUAAAUCAACUCAGUGAUCCUGAUUAUAUUAAUCAGUAUGUCAUAUGGAUGAUCCGGGAUUCUAACUGCAACUAUGAGGCCUUUAUGAACAUUAUUAAAUUGAGUGACAAUAUUGGAGAGCUAGAAGCAGUCAGAGAUAAGGCAGCAGAAGAAUUACAGUAUCUUAGAUCUCUAGAUACAGCUGGUGAUGAUAUCAACACUAUCAAAAAUCAAAUAAAUAGCUUACUAUUCGUAAAGAAGGUAUGUGACUCAAGAAUACAGCGAUUGCAGUCAGGCAAAGAAAUAAAUACUGUGAAACUUGCAGCAAACUUUGGGAAACUUUGCACAGUCCCCCUGGACAGCAUUCUUGUAGACAAUGUUGCACUACAAUUUUUUAUGGAUUACAUGCAGCAAACUGGAGGUCAAGCACAUCUAUUCUUUUGGAUGACAGUGGAAGGAUACCGGGUUACCGCCCAACAGCAGCUAGAAGUUUUAUUAAGUCGUCAGAGAGAUGGAAAACAUCAAACCAACCAAACCAAAGGUCUUUUAAGAGCAGCUGCUGUUGGAAUUUAUGAACAGUAUUUAUCAGAAAAGGCAUCUCCAAGAGUUACUGUUGAUGACUAUUUAGUAGCAAAAUUAGCAGAUACUUUGAAUCAUGAAGAUCCAACCCCUGAAAUCUUUGAUGACAUUCAAAGGAAGGUAUAUGAAUUGAUGCUACGAGAUGAAAGAUUUUAUCCUUCCUUCAGACAGAAUGCACUUUAUGUGCGCAUGUUAGCUGAGCUUGACAUGUUAAAAGAUCCUAGUUUCAGAGGAUCCGAUGAUGGGGAUGGAGAAUCUUUUAAUGGGUCUCCUACAGGAAGCAUAAAUUUGUCUUUAGAUGACCUUUCAAAUGUGUCUUCUGAUGACUCAGUACAACUUCAUGCCUACAUUUCAGACACUGUAUAUGCUGACUGUGACCCAUAUGCUGUGGCAGGCGUUUGUAAUGAUCAUGGCAAGACAUACGCAUUAUAUGCCAUCACUGUACACCGGCGCAACCUAAACAGUGAGGAGAUGUGGAAAACCUAUCGUCGUUAUAGUGACUUCCAUGACUUCCACAUGAGAAUCACUGAACAGUUUGAAAGUCUAUCAAGCAUAUUGAAGCUUCCUGGAAAAAAGACUUUUAAUAAUAUGGAUAGAGAUUUUUUAGAAAAGAGAAAAAAGGAUCUAAAUGCUUAUUUGCAGUUACUAUUAGCUCCUGAAAUGAUGAAGGCAUCCCCAGCUUUAGCUCACUAUGUGUAUGAUUUCCUUGAGAACAAAGCCUAUAGUAAAGGAAAAGGGGAUUUUGCGCGCAAGAUGGACACUUUUGUAAAUCCGCUUCGCAAUUCUAUGAGGAAUGUUUCAAAUGCAGUUAAAUCCCUUCCUGAUAGUUUGGCAGAGGGAAUGACUAAAAUGUCAGACAACAUGGGCAAAAUGUCAGAAAGAUUAGGUCAAGACAUAAAGCAAUCAUUUUUUAAGGUGCCUCCUUUAAUUCCUAAGACUGAUUCAGACCCUGAACAUCGCCGAGUUUCGGCUCAACUUGACGAUAAUGUGGAUGACAAUAUUCCACUUAGAGUAAUGCUGCUUCUCAUGGAUGAAGUAUUCGACUUAAAAGAAAGAAAUCAGUGGUUGCGAAGGAAUAUCAAAAACCUACUUCAACAGCUUAUUAGAGCUACAUAUGGUGAUACUAUUAAUAGAAAAAUAGUUGACCAUGUUGAUUGGAUGACUUCACCUGAACAAGUAGCCGACUCAGUGAAACGUUUCAGAGAUGCAUUUUGGCCAAAUGGCAUUUUAGCAGAGACUGUUCCAUGCAGAGAUAAAAGUAUUCGAAUGAGAACAAGAGUAGCAGGAAAAACGAAAUUACUUGCAAUUAUGCCAGAUGAACUGAAGCACAUUAUUGGGGCUGAGACAACACGGAAAGAUAUCAACCAAUUCAAGUUCCAGGUUGGUAGAUGAGUACUUGAGUGAUGACUGACUUAAAUGGACUGAAUUUAGCUUUUUCUUUUAUGGGGCAAAUAAUUUACACCACAGUGUUAAAGAAACUUUAUACUUCCUCAUCAUAUAAAAUUAUAAAAUAUUUUUCCCACAGUUGAAAAGAUUCAUAAUUAGUAAUCCAUUUUAUUUGAUCUCAUUUUAAAUUCAUAUUUUGACUAAUAUUUUAGAUUUUUUCCUUUCUAAAAGUAGAUUGGUCAAAAUAUUUGCAUCCUUCUUGGAGCUGUUUCAGUAGACUUCUAAGGCAUCAGAUGUGAUAACUUCUAGCCCAUCAGGGAUUGGCAUAAUAUUUCUUAAAAUGCAUGCGGUAAAAUAUUGUUCCCUAUAAGAUGUUCCUGAGGGGAAAGUUUUAUACUUUUAUGUAACUUAUACAGGACUAUCUGUAUAUGAACCAAAAAGCAAAAAUAUACCUUCAUAAUUCAAAUGAUUAUAUCAAAAAUUCUGAGACGUUCUAUAAGAAACCUGUUUAACUUUGCUUACCUAAUUUCCUAAACUUAACCUCAGAAUCUUUUGUCAUGAGCAGCUUGAGGAUGAUGUUCUCACGGAAUGUAGUUUGGAAAAUCUUUAGUAGGAGAGAAAAAAAGGUGAAGUGUCUUUAGUUAGGGAAUGUAAACUGGACAGAAAACCCAGUGGAUUUGGAGCACAAAGAUUUUUUUCUUGCCUGCCAUUUUAAUGGAAAGUUCAAUCUUUGGAAGAAAAGGGAAAGAUGGAAAAAGGGUGAAGAUGGAAAGUUAACAUCUGAUUAUAUAGCAGAUAUUAAAGAGUAGAAUUUGGCUCUGAAUACCAGAAUAAUGACUUCAGUGAGGAAUAAUAGAGAACAUCUCAUGAGAAGCGGGAAAGAUACUUCCACAGAUUUUGCUCAUGUGACCAGAAGAAUAGUAACUUGAAAAUGUAAGGGGAAGAAGGAAAUGCCAUACAGUUAGUUUAUAAAAUAUUUGUGCCAGACAUUGACCCAUAUAUAUAAUGACAGGUAAUAUGUUUGAUUUAGGAAAACUUGCAGUAGCUGAGUGAAAAUGAAACUUAACCCAUGGGUUUACCAAUGCAGUGUGUGAGAUGUGUGUUAAAGAUGAUAUUUUAAAUUGGUAAACAUGAUCUUUUACAUAUCAUUAAGAGUGAAAUGAAACAAUAAAACUAUGUAUUAGGAGUUUUCCCCUUGGUGUUUGACUAGGAGGACUUACGAAACUCAGCAUAUAGUCAUACAGCUAAGAUUUAUUAUGGCAGAAGGAUAUAGAACAAGAGCAAAAAAAAGUGCAUGGAUGAAGUCUAGAGGAACAAGACUCCAGCUGCCAACUGUUCUCUCCCAGUAGAGUCACAUAAGAUGCAACUUAACUCCCACAGCAAGGAGUUGUGACAACACCUGUAAAAUGUUGCCAACCAGGAAAGCUCAUUCGAGACUUGGUGCCUGGGGUUUUCAUUGAGGGCAGUUUAUUUAGGCACCCUCUGCCUGGCACAUAACGGAAUUCCCUUAUGAAAUUUCUCAGAAAAUUGUGGUCAACAUAUGCCAUAUUUUUGGUGCAGUUUAGGCUUGCUGAGCCACUUUUAUCGGUUUUGGGAAUUGAUGGGAACACUCCUAAAAUCUUAAGUUCUCAAACACUUGCAGCCUUCUUUGCAAGUAAACUCCCUUCCUAAAUGCUGUUGUCUGAGUUUUCCUUUGACAGGUGAAUGUUCCUCUGGGAUGCCCAGGUGACUUAUUGAGCUAGCUUUGCCUCAUUGGCUGUUUACAUCCAAGCUCACCUUGCCUCCAGGGAUGGACCUCAUUCAACAGUUAGAGCCUUUACACUUGCUGACUGUUUUCUACUUUUCCCUCCUCAUGGCUCUUUUUCUGGGUCUUGGUCAAGUCUUGUUCUGAGUUUGAUUAGUGCAUAGCUACUUUAUUUCUCAGUUGGUGGAAGCAGUGUUAGGGAGCUGACUUUUGUGGUUUGACCUAAUUUUCUGCCAAGCAGCUAUUUAUCUUUCUUGAUUGUCUUCAUGUCUUCAAGACUCUUGAUAUCAACUGGCAUCUCGGUCAGGCCAAUAUCUUGUCUCUCCUGUAUGAUUACGUUGUUCAUGUUGCAGCCUAGAUCAGUUUCUUCUGCCAGUGGCAGAAUCCUUCAUGUUUCUUGUCUUAUUUAUUUUAUUAUUAUUUUUCAAUGUGUGGGUGCUCUCUUGUUUUAUUGUAUUUGGGGUGAGGUUAUUUUAGGGCAUGGUCCAGGGUAAACUGUAAGGCCUGGGUGCCCUGCUGCGAGGUCAAGGGGCAAUGGGAUUAAGACUGCAGAGUCCUGGCUCCCCCACUACCUACCAAUUGCUGGCCCUGUGUGGGGGUCUCUUCUGCUUUAUCUGGCCUGAAAGAGACUGAGAUGUUUCUGGUCCCAGGGCUCCUGGGAGUUGGUUCCCAGUAUUUCCAGGGAUAGAGCGUGCUGUAGGCACUGGUGGGAAGCUUUGGUGUCUCCUCCCAGACUCUAUCUGUGCCUCUUUAUCUGUUUCUUCAGCUUCUGGACCUUGAGCACCAGGGCUUCAGCCCUGACUCCCUCCUGCCCUUCCAGCAGGGCCUGGUUCAGCUCCAGCUGCUGCUCCAGCAACUCCUCAGCUUGGUCCAGCUCAACUGUGCGGUGGGCUUAGGGUCCUGUUGAGGGGGAGUCGGGGAGCAUCAGCCAGGGCAGGGGUCUUAGACCCUUCGAACCUGUGUUGCAGGGUCUGGCUGUAAGGAAGGAAUUAACCUCCCUUUCUCUUUUUCUAGCCCAUUAGGUUAAGGUCCCCUGUACUGAGAAGCCCAGAGAACUCCCUUUCUUGGGCAUGUCCCUUGUCUUAUUUAUACAGUACUAUGAGCUUUAAAAGUAUUCAAGAAAAUAGUUUUCAUGCUUGCUGGAAAGCAAGCCAUCUUCCAGCUAUGCUUUGUGUCUCUGAUCUCCCUCCUCCAAUAAGUUGGUGAGUUUCAUUCUUUAUUUUUGAUGAAGAAGGAUGAAGUUAUAAAAUUUAGGCUGCUAGUUCUGUGUGUGUGUAAAUAAAAGACUUCUUGUAAAGUGUGUGUGUGUAAAUGAAAAAAAAAGACUUCUUGUAAAAGCUUUUUACAGAUGUUUGUACUUGUAACAUUUCUUGUAUUUGCAGCUGGCAUUUACCCACUUCAUGGUCUCUCAACUUCUGGAAAUUAUGGAUAUUAAUUAGACAUAAAAAUUUAUCAUUUCUAUGCACUACUGGUGAUAGCUAAUUUAAAAAUACAGAUUAACCAUCAAAUAUGAGGGAGUGAUAGAGGGAUUUAAGUAAAAAAAUUGAAAUUAGUUUUACAUAGUUGUAAAGACUUCAGAUUUAAGAAUUUUCCUCUAAAAAUAUUAAUGAGUAUGUAAGUGUAAUGGAAUGAGACAGCAGACUGAAUGGGAAAAUUACUUCUGGUUUUUCUGAAGAUUCGUGACCUCCUAAGCAACCUAGAGGGUGUUGAGUAGCUUGGAGUUUUCUUUAUCCUUUCUUUAAAAAAGAAAAAAUGUCCCAUAAAAUAAAAUGAAUCAAACACAAAUCAGAUGGUCUGAAAAAGUUUUGUGUUUAAAAACAAAACAUAUACACAUAAAUACUAAAAUGGAAAGAAAUUUGGCAUUAAACUUCUCCAGAGUACACUAGUUUGCCCAAAUGUUAGAUAAAAGUAUUUUAUCAUGAGUUAUACAAUAUUUUCUAAAUAUGUUUGUUGAUAAACUUGCAUGCCUUUGCUUCUCUCCAGAGAUAAGUACUAAAUUAGAUUUUAAUGUCUUAAAUUUAAUGGAGCUCUGUGUCCCCUCCAAAUCUCAUGUUGCCCCAGUGUUGGAGGUGGGGCAUGGUGGAAGAUGUUUGGAUCAUGGAGGCGUAUCCUUCAUGAAUGGCAUGAUGAUGAAUAAGUUCAUGUGAGACCUGGUUGUUUAAAAGGUAUGUGAUGCCUCCCCCUCCUCUCUCUUGCUCCUGCUUGACAAUCCUGCUCCUGCUUCACCUUCUGCUGUGAGUAAAAGUCCCCUGAGACCUCCCCAGAAGCUGAGCAGAUGCUGGCUUGAAUAGCCCGCAGAUCCAUGAGCCAAUUAAACCUUUUGGCUAUAUAAAUUACUCUGUCUCAGAUAUUCAUUUGUAGCAAUGCGAGAACAGCUUAACACAAGCUCCUGUUUCGACUGGCAUAAACGGAAAAAGUAAGAGUUGUGUAAGAACCAAAUAAUUUUCAGAGAGAAAGUAAAAAAAAAAAAAAAAAAAGUCAAGUUUACUGGCUUUUUAAGGAAUUUCAAAUAGUUGAGGUGGGUAGAAGUUAGUGAUGAUUUAAUGGCCUUGAUUGCUAGAUUACAAGAAACAAAUGUAUGCAUAUGUUAUCAAAUAAGAGGAAACAACCUAAGACUGUCAGUAUUUUUAAAUAAGAGGUCUUUAAUCCCAUUAAGAAGUGGGCAAAGGAUCUAAAUAGACAUUUUUCAAAAGAAAGCAUACAAAUCACCAACAGGUGUGUGAAAAAGUGCUUAUUAUCACUAAUCAGGGAAAUGCAAAUCAAAACUAUGAGAUGUCAUCUUACCUUAGUUAGAAUGACCGUUAAUUGAAAAGACAGAAAAUAACAGAUUCUGGGAAGAAUACAUAGAAAAGUGAACUCUCAUACACUGUUGAUGGAAAUGUAAAUUAGUAUAACCAUUAUGGAAAAACAGUGUGGAAAUUUCUCAAAAAACUAAUAAAACUAACAUAUGAUCCAGCAGUUCCACUACUGGGUACUUAUUCAAAGGAAAGGAAAUCAGUAUAUCCAAGGGAUGCAUGUACCGCCAUGUUUAUACAACACUUUUUACAAUAGCAAAGAUAAGGAAUCAGCCUAAGUGUCCACCAAUGGAUGAAUGGAUAAAGAAAAUGUAGUAUAUUUACACAAUGAAAUACUAUUUGGCCAUAAGAAAGAAUGAAAUCAUGUAAUUUGGAGCAACAUGGAUGGAACUGGAGGUCAUUAAGUGAAAUAAACCAGCUACAGAAAGCUAUUAUAUGCCCCCCAACUCAUAUGUGGGAGCUAAAAAAGUAGAUUUCAUGGAGGUAAAAAGUAGAAUGAUUGAUAUAAAAGGCUAGGAAGAAUGUCAGUGGGGAGGGUGUUGAGGGGAGACAAUGAAGAAAGGUUGGUUAAUGGGCAAAAACAUACAUUUAGAAUGAAUAAGUUAUAAUCUGUAGUAGAGUAGGGUAACUAUACUUAACAACAAUGUAUUGUACAUUUCACAAUAGGUAGAUGUAAGGACUUGAAAUUUCUCAGCACAUAGAAAUGAUAAAUACUUGUGGUGUUGGAUGUCCAGAUACCGACCUGAUAUUACAGAAUCUAUGCAUGUAAAGUAUCACGUAUGUACCAUAAAUAUGUACAAGUAUGUAUCAACAAAAAUUACUCAGCUCUAAAAAACAUGAGGUUUUUAUUAUUUGUUAUGUAAAUGGUGGGAAAACAUCAGGUAAUAAUACUAAACAAAGUGAAUACUUGGACAAUUUAGACAAGUUAAUAAUUUUUAUGUAAGUCAACUGUAUAUCUUUGCCUUGAUGUGAAAGAUAAUAUUACUCUGAAGUUUGUAAUUUAUGUAAAAUUUUGAUAUGUUUUUCUAUGGAAAGCGUAAUUUGAAUGCCAUAAAUUUUAUGCACUGAUUUAAUAGAUCAGGUAAGAUUUUUGUUUCCACAAAACAUUUAAGAUUACAAAGAUAUAAAAAAAAGUGUUUAACUAAAUUAGUAGUUUUCAACUGGGGGUAAUUUCACCAGUCGUGGAACAUUUGAUAAUAUUUGGAGACAUUUUUGAUGGUCACAACUGGGACAUUGCAACUGGUGACUUUGUGGAUGGAGGCCAGAGAUGAGGCUAAAUAUCCUAUAGCUCCCCACGGUAAAGAACUAUAUGGUCCAAAAUGUCAAGAGCACUAAGGCUGUGAAACACUGAACUAAAUUACGGCUUUAUAAAAAAGCAUUUGUUUCUCUGAUGCUACAGAUCAUAAGAUGAUGCUGUAUUGGUAGUUAUUCCAUUUACAAUGUGUAUAAAAUGGUCAUAUGCUUGAAUUCAUCUAUGUUAUUGUUUGUGUCAAUAGUUUCUUUUAUUGUUAAUAAUAUUUCAUUGUAUGGAUCUACCACAAUUUUAUCCAUUCGCCAGUUUAAGGACAGUUGGAUUAUUUCAAGGUUUGGGUGAUUAUUAAUAAAACUUCUAUAAACAUUGUUGCAUAA